AUGGCUCUCAAAAUGGAUUACAAUGCGCUCAAAGCCCGCACCAUGGGGUCCGGCGCGGAUGAGGAGGCUGUCACGGUGGAUACUCGAGGUCUCAUCUCCAAAGUUCUUGCUCGAUAUUCUGGAAAAUGGACUGUACUUCGAGAAAUGAUUCAAAAUGCCGCCGAUGCUUCCGCAACCAAAGUGACUAUCAAAUUCGAAACUCUGCCUUCUACGACAGUUCCGUCCCCCUCAUCAACAGAUCCCACAGCUCUCCUCAAGCACACGAUAUCAAACCAUACACUUCGACGUUUAUUGAUAUCAAACAACGGCUCUCCAUUUAGUGAGAAGGACUGGGCCCGGUUGAAGCGCAUUGCCGACGGAAAUCCGGACGAGACAAAGAUCGGAGCAUUUGGUGUUGGAUUCUACAGUGUUUUCGACGAUUGUGAAGAGCCAUUUGUUUCAUCUGGCAAUCACGCGAUGGCUUUUUAUUGGAAGGGCAACGCCUUAUUCACGCGUCGCCUUGACACGGGUGACACGCCGUCAGCAGACACCACUUUCGUACUGGAUUACCGCAAUGACUCUUCUCCAGUCCCACAGCUGAUGCAGCUGUGCCAAUUUUUGUCAUGUAGCUUAACCUUCGUGGCUUUAGAAGAGAUUGAACUGUGGCUGGACGACUGGAAUCUGCUGAAGCUUUCAAAGAAAACCGCGCCUGGCGUCAUUGUGCCGAUCCCCAGAGACAUUGAAACAAGAACCACCGACGGGCUCAUGAAAGUCACUACCAUAAUCCAGGAGAUUGCUCAAGUCGAUGCCGCUUGGAUGCGCAUUGUCGAGUGGAAUCCCAAUGCCAGCAUGUUCCGCCUGGACAACCUGCGUGAUACUACAAGCUCUCUGCGCAGCUUCUUUUCCAAGUUCACCAGUCAGGCCGGACCCGAAAAGCAGAUUCAAGCCCCCAAAGCAGACCGUGCCGACGAGACAGAAAGUAUGACUGUAAUGUUGAGGGCGACUGUGUUUCUACACAUCAACACCGCGUCAAUUCAACCCUCAAUCAGCACGUCGCUUAGCAAAGAGUUAGAACGAGCUACUCGAAAGCCGCCCCCGAAGAGGGCAACCAUCGCCAUAUUGACACCAUCCUAUGAUGCCAAUAUCGCAACUGGCGGGUCAGAAUCGCAAUCUGACAUUCUGGCAUCAAUCCUCCCAACUAAAGCUGGGAGAAUAUUCAUUGGGUUCCCUACGCAACAAACAACGGGCCUCAACGCUCAUGUAUCUGCGCCGUCCGUGAUUCCAACCGUGGAACGUGAAAGUAUUGAUCUCAAUACCCGCUAUAUUAGCAAGUGGAAUAUUGAAAUGCUAAGAGCAGUGGGUAUCGUCUGCCGAAUCGCAUGGUCGACAGAAAUGAGCACAAUCAAGCAGAAAAUUGCUGCUACAGUUGGAUCGACGCGCACGUCCAGUAUUCGAAAGGAGGAUAUCAUUGACGUUCUUCCGGAAGCGAUUCAUACCGCCAACCAAUUUGUUUUCCGCGAAUCAACACCCUCCUCCAUGCUGGGACAGACGAUAGAGGAUGCCUUCUGGAUGUGUAACAAAAACGCCUCCAUUGAGAUACUUUCAACAUGCGGUGUGAUCCCGAGUCACCAGACUCGCAUCGCACCUAAAGAUCUUAGCUUCAUGGAUUCCAUUCCAGCUUUGCCGAACGAAUUGGUGCUAGAGGCCAAAGACUUUGUGCAAAAAUUGACAGACUUCGGGCUUGUGACAGAGAUAACUGUCUCUGACAUCAAACGCGAACUGGAGUCUCAUACUUUGCGACCUAGCCAGAUCUCAGAAUUCCUAUCCUGGCUAGGCCAUAAAGCCGUUAAUGGACAACUUGACGAGCUUUCGGUGAAGAGCCUGUUGCGAGUCGCUGUCGCCAACGAUGAGGACAAAGACGGCAACCCUACGCGACUCAUCGUUUUUGCCGACAUCGCAGGAUUUUUGAAUCCUCACAGGAUACCGGCUGAUCUGCCGGUCCCCCCCGCGGUGAUGCCCUUCAAAUUCACAAAAUCGCAGAGCAAAGCAGAAUUGGAGGCUUUCGGUUGGGGCGAGCUGCAGAUAGUACCGUGGACCCGAUGGCUUGUAACCAAUGCAAACGACGAGAGCUUGUUGACUCAUGAGCAAAACAUUCUGAAGAGUCCCGCAUUCGCUGGGCAAGUGCUUCCGGUCUUGUCCAAGGUCUGGGAAACCCUGAGUUCAGCCUCGCGGCAAGCAAUUGUUGAGAUUUUACAGCCCAAGACUGUGAUUCCGACAAGGUUCGGGAUGAAGCAGCCAACACAGACAUAUUUCGCCUCUGUCAGGCUGUUCGACGAUUUACCCGUCGUGCAUGGUCUGAAUGGCGUCAAAGAGAAAUUCCUCGUCUCCUUGGGCGUUCGCAAGACUGUCGAAUUGGGCGUUAUUUUCGACAGGCUCAUCAAUUCUCCGGAUUCCACCGAUGUCAAAGGCCCACCGACUAGACGAUGGAACCAUGUGGACCUGAUCCGCUAUCUGGCAUCUGUUCGUGAGGAUAUUCCAGCCAACGACAUCCAGAGACUCAAAAAUACAAGCACUUGCACUGCAGAAAAUGACUCCCAAAGCCAUGGCACCCGGUAUAAGAUCGCUGAACUUUAUGAGCCAAAAGAUUCACUCCGCGCCCUGGGACUGCCCAUCAUUGAGUGGCCUGGGAUUUACAACAAUGCUAGUAAUGAAGGCAAGUUUUUGAGCAUGAUGGGCUUGAAGAGUUACCCGACAGGUUCAGAACUUGUUCGACUCAUGGUCAUGAGUGAUUCAGAAAAAGAUGUGACACGGAAAAACAAAGCCCUGAUCUACUUUCUGAAUGAAUACCACACCAACGGGUAUGCCGCAUUUGAUAUUGGCGCUGUCACAGUACCCUUCCUUCCCGUGGAAGGCGCAGACAAAUUAAGUACACCGAAAAGAUGUUUCACCGAUGAAGGUGCCUCCUUGUUCGGGCUCGAUAUCCUGCAGAGGCGUCUCCACCCUCAUGCUUCUAAAUUGGGUGUGAAGGCCCACCCCCCAUUGUCCGAAUGCUUGCAGAUCCUCAUCCGUCAGCCCCCUUCCACACAACGAGAUGCGCGAAGCAUGUUCAAGUACCUGGCUAGCAGAGUCUCGGACUUGAGCUCACAAGAUAUUGAGCGGGUCGGCAAUGCCCCAGUUAUUCCUGUUACCGCAAGCGGUGCAUCCGAGGAAGGGCCCCGAGUUCGAUUUGUCGCACCCAGGCUCUGCUACCUGGGUGACGGUGAAGACUACAAGGACAUAUUCGACUUUGUUGAUUUUGGACAAGAAGCAAAUCUCUUCCUCAUGGCAGUUGGUUCAAGGAGGGAACCCACUAAAAAUGAGAUAGCUCGCAUGCUAGUCCGAGAGCCCGCUCGUAUUUCGGCAACCUUCCAAAGCUCUGACAAAUAUUUGAUGCUUCUGCGAACAUUGGCGGAGCACCUCCCCGUGCUCAAGAAAGACCGAGAGCUGUUCAGCGAAAUGAAGCGAGCCAAGUUUCUUCUAGCCAGCCGAGAUAUUCCUGCCCAGGCGACAACGCAAACUGGUAAAAGCCCGUCAAAUGACAAAAGCAUGGACGCAGAGGAAGAUCUGGACAUUCGGGAGUGGAGUCUGGCUGCGGCGAAAGAACUUGUUGUCGUGGAUGAUUUCCAGAGCUUCAAUCUGUUCAAAGAGCACAUUCUGGCUGCGCCACAGGAGGAGGCAUUGGAAAAUUUCUAUUCAGCACUGGGCGCUGUGCCACUGAGCAGUCUAGUUGAAGAGCAAACGCGGUUCGGGAGUGUUGCGGCCGAUCAAAGUUCUGGUGCCAGACUGCACAAACUCAUUCUGGAGCGGGCCCGACUGUUCUUGCAUGACCAACCGGCCGAUUCAAUUCAGCACGGGGCAAGAUGGCUAGAGACUAGCUUCGUCGUCCAAGUUGUCAACUCAAUGACGUUGACUCGUUCCUUGACGGGCCGCAGGGCGUCCCAUACUCAAAAAAGAAGUGCGAUUGUUGCGCGCUUGUCCACUGGAUGGGGUCUGUGUAUUUGUCCAGGUGAAUAUGAAAUUUACGAGAUCAGCCAGUCUCUUGUGCAUCUGAUACUCAAACGCCCCAAGCUUCACUCUACUCUGACGCUGGAGAUGAUGCUCAAGACUGAUCUCUUGGAGCUCCGUGCUCGUGGUUACAAUGUGGAGCGUAUUUUGAGACAGAAAGCUCACGAGGCUCGAAUGGCUGAAGAUAAGCGACAGAAACAGCUCGAAGAGGAAAGACAGGCUCUCAAGGCGAAGGAAGCCGCUUGGGCUGAGGCUCAGGCUCAGCGUUCCCAAGAGCAGCAUCCCACCCAACAGCCCGUUCAACAGUCACAAAGCCCAAUGCCAGGCGUGUUUCCUGAAUCACCGAAGAGCAAGUCAACCGCGAUAGACAAGCACAGCGAGCCUGCCGAACCCUCUGUGCCCGAAAGGGCCCCCCGUGGCUUAUUUGCGAAUUUGACAAAGCGCUUUGGACUAGAUAAAAACCCCUCGUCUUCAACAUCGGAGCAGUCACGAUCGCUACUCAAUGAGAGCAACGUAUCUUCACAGCCGCCUCCUCCGUACUCUGCCUCGGACCCACAAAACAAGCGACCUGAACAGACCGCCUCGGUUAGUUCGCCUCAUCGAUUGAACCAAGAACUCCUCUCCGCCGUUCAAGCAUGCCGACCCCACGGGUCGUCCGACGUGUACAGCCGACCCGAGACGAACCAGAUCUCAGAAAGCAAAUCGUACUGUGAUGAGAGACCAAGCCAUGAUCUUGAAUUUGUUGCGACUCUUCCCAGUGGUGUGAACGUGCUGUUCGUGAGAACCGUCACAGAUCGGUCGGCCUUCCUCGCCACCAACCGCAACGGUAUCAAUCUUUUUGCAUCGGUUCUCCUAGACUGUGGUUCUAUCUUCGCUAUGCGGGCAGACAGUUUGAGCAUUUUCUACGACCCCGGUGGCAAGACCAUUGCUUUUAAUCGCGCUGGUAGCAUCUUCUGCAAUUACUUUUAUUUCCAGCAACUCCAGGAGCAGGCAUUGCUUCAGAGCGCCAAACCUGACCGGACCGACGCGAUCGUCUACUGGUGGGUAAUUCUGUGCCAUGAAUUGGCUCAUAACCUCGUGGGCGAUCAUAGCUCUGCACACAGCUACUAUACCGAGGGCUUUGUGGCUCAAUAUUUCCCCAAAGUCGCUGCAAAGCUCGCCACACUACCGCAGCCACGGCAGCAGUGA
Penicillium diatomitis is the source of this 5211-nucleotide messenger RNA. Its product is annotated as histidine kinase-like ATPase domain-containing protein. The coding region runs from base 1 to 5211 and encodes 1736 amino acids. The record is from RefSeq and is a predicted model, not a curated record. Lineage: Eukaryota; Fungi; Ascomycota; Eurotiomycetes; Eurotiales; Aspergillaceae. The transcript has 2 exons.